UUCUUGUUAUUACAGCGUGCUUCUUCGUGAUGUCGAAUAAUGGAAAUUGGUAAUAGUCUUUUGGAUUGUAUCUAUAAAAAUAUUGUACACAAUUUUACUCGCUGUUUAUAUUUUCAAGUAACAUGUAUUACUUGGACGUUUCUUUAGAACUCACAGACUCUUCGAACAUAGAAAUUGGUCAUGUAUACUUAAAGAAAAACAUAUUACAAGCAGUGAAGCAAUUGUUUGGAGAAGAAGGAGCCAAGUCUAUGAUAGACAUAUUAAAGUACAACAUCGCAGAACGUAGAUUCGUUCUACGUUGUAACAAUGACUUUUAUAUCCAACUACGAGCAUCUCUAACAGUGGCAAGACAGUUCGAAGGCAAGCCAUGUGUGUAUCACGUACACAGAGCAUCAUCGAAUCUACUUUCAUUUGUUGGUGACAGUAGAAACUACAAACACGAAUGAGUGACAUUUUCGCGGACGUUUUUAUACUUUUUAUAUUUUCAUCGCUAUACCGUGAUAUCAGUGAUUUAAAAAAAGUGACUACGAAGGAAAUCUCUUCAAGAUUUGGAAUAAUUUGCUUGGAAACAUAUCAUUCAUAGUUCUCUUUAUCUAUUUUCUUUCUUUCCUUUUUAUUUAUUUUUUCUUUCGAAUUGAGAUUUGUACUUACCGCGUUAUUCGAAUUAGUAAAGUUUUCGACCGAUAGAGGGCGUUCAGUGAGAGUAACGAGCGUCCUACGUUACGUAGGCGGUCCAGUGACGUCAGCUGUUAUCUCCCCUCCCCUCUUAAGAGUCGGCUCACCCGAUUAGUCGUUCAUACGCACAACAUUCCGUGGACAGCAGCACCACCAACACAGUGGCAGCUUACUUGGAUAGUAGAUAAAGAGAGAGAGAGAGAUAGAUAGA
Messenger RNA from Vespula pensylvanica (western yellowjacket), 886 nucleotides. RefSeq names its product ribonuclease P protein subunit p14 (gene Rpp14a). Gene Ontology annotation, cellular component: ribonuclease P complex. NCBI's taxonomy places the organism in Eukaryota, Metazoa, Arthropoda, Insecta, Hymenoptera, Vespidae. Gene Ontology annotation, biological process: tRNA 5'-leader removal. The coding region runs from base 123 to 446 and encodes 107 amino acids. The record is from RefSeq and is a predicted model, not a curated record. The transcript is spliced from 2 exons.